This is a messenger RNA of Teleopsis dalmanni, 1708 nucleotides long. RefSeq names its product epsilon-sarcoglycan (gene Scgalpha). Bases 301 to 1665 code for a protein of 454 amino acids. The transcript is spliced from 5 exons. NCBI's taxonomy places the organism in Eukaryota, Metazoa, Arthropoda, Insecta, Diptera, Diopsidae. Gene Ontology annotation, cellular component: sarcoglycan complex; membrane. The record is from RefSeq and is a predicted model, not a curated record. Gene Ontology annotation, molecular function: calcium ion binding.
AUUAUUCCUUCGUAUAGCGCGUGUGCGUGCGUGUGUAUGCUCCCCAGUAUCCAUACAAAAUUAUUUAUAUUCACCAACGGAAUUUUCUUUGGCGUUGAGUGUGGGGUGUAUGUGUUACGAACAAAAUAUUUUUAGUUUUUUAAAAAAUAUAAACAAAAUAAUCAGAGACAAAAGUUGCAUAAAAUUAAAUAAAAUUAAAAAUAACAGAAAAUUAAUGAGUUGAAUAUAUAGUUUAGAUUCGAAAAAUGUUUUAGUAAAAAAUAAUUGUGAAAAAUCAAUAUUUUGGCUUUGUAAACUAAAAUGUUAUCGCAUUUAAGACAACAAAAUUAUCUGGUGACCGGAACCCAAACGGUCACUCUGUUGCUGACAUGUCUACUAGCUGCAAUGUGUCCCAUGACUUCUGCAAUGGAACAAGCUGCAGUCGGUGAAUUAUUUACAUAUAAAAUUGAACCGUUGCUCUUCAAUUGGACACGUACAGCGAUUGGUGCAGAAUUUCGUUACCGUCCAACAUUGCAAGGUUAUCCAGACUUACCAACUUGGUUGCGUUAUAUGUAUAGCCAUGAACAUCAUGCGGGAUUUCUGUAUGGCACGCCUACCGAUCGAUUGGCUGGUAAAGCAUUAAAUCUUGACAUCGUGGCGCUCAACAAAGCCAAUUAUGAAACACGUACCGUAGUGCUAUCAAUUUUUAUUUCUCAGAAAUUCCCUGCUCCAAAUGUUAUACAAAUGAAAAUAGAUAAUCUGAAUUGGGUGCAUUUAAUGGAUCCUGGGCGAGUGGAAAAUUUACGUAAUAUAUUCCGUAAAGAUCUGUGGACAGAAAGUGAAAACGAUUUGAGUUUAGUUUUUAUGGAAUCUGCUGUUAAUAUGGGCGGCCGUUUACCACUCCGACCACAACAGAGAGAAGGUGUCAUCGUUCAUUUGGGCAGUUUCGCACAAUUCUCUAAGCGUCUGAAAGAGUUGCAGGAAGAGGUACGACCAUUAUAUAAGCUACCUUCAUGCACCUAUAAGCGUACAUCCGUUCAGAAGAUAUUUGAAAGUGCUGGCUUUAAAUUGGAUUGGUGUGCAUUCAAAAUGGUCGGUGCAGAUAUUGCACCAGAAAUUUUAUUCCAUAAUCAUGGCAGUAAGGGCUAUCAUGGCUCCUCUGAGUUGGGUAAUCUUAAACGUUACGAUCGUUGGUAUGGUCUUGCCCGUGAAGAUGCACCAGUACGUAAUUAUAUUGAUGAGUUUGCUUUUGCCUUCGCAAUACCCGGAAUGAUAUUCGCUGUACUGUUGGGAAUCUUAUCAGCUAUACUAUGCUUUCAGCACGAGAAAUUACAUGAUCCGCAAUCAGAAAUUUUCUUUCAAAAUAUUUUUCACCUAUGCGAAGAAUCCUGCGGAAAAGAAAGUCACCAAUCCGACCAAUCAGAUGGUGAAAGUGAAUUGGCUGCUUCAUAUCCUACAACCUCCACCGUACAAAUGGUUCAAUGUUCUGAUACAAAUACAACUCAACCUAUAACAACAUUGAAAAGUCUCAAGGAUCCAAAUUGUUUGCUGGACAAUACAAGCAUGCAUUCACAAAGCCCGAAUAACAGCUACUACCAAACUGACAGUCCAUCAAAUACAUAUCUACGUCCGAAGCCACCACCAUACAAGGGUGGUACUCUAGGCAGAAGUGGUGUAGAUAUAUGACAAACAUCUCCGCGUAUUUUAUACUGUUAAAAACUUUUAAAAA